Molecule: messenger RNA, 1997 nt
Organism: Mercenaria mercenaria
Lineage: Eukaryota; Metazoa; Mollusca; Bivalvia; Venerida; Veneridae
Product: iduronate 2-sulfatase-like
Exons: 1
Coding region: 467-1135 (222 amino acids)
Molecular function (GO): iduronate-2-sulfatase activity
Source: RefSeq, a predicted model, not a curated record
CUCCACUGCCGAAAGUACUAAACAUUGUAAACAAAGGAGAUCCACUCUCAUCUAAGGUAGAUCUACGAAACUAAAUGAGAUAUAUAAAAUAUGAAAUUUAAAAACAAAUAACACAGAGAUAGCAUGCGAUAAAGCUUACAAGUGACAUACAAUUUUGGAAUUAUCAAAGAUAAAACAGUGUGAAAUUUAAAUAGGACUCUACAUUUGAUUUUACCGUAGUUCGUUGAGGCGUUGCACUUUCAUAUUGAAAAAUGGAAUAAAGUUAUUUCAAAAUUGCGAAAUAUACAAACAUAUAAUAAUGGCAUUAGGAAUACGAGUACUGUCAGCGGUUUUAGUCUUUGUUUCACUGUUGACUGUAGUGGUAUGCAGCUCCAGGUAAAACGUUCUUUUCCUAGUCUCAGAUGACCUGCGACCUCAGCUUGGUGCAUACGCCGGAAGUAACUUUCCAUCCCCAGUUCAUCCGAAAAUGCAUACGCCAAAUAUAGACGCUCUCGCAUCAAGAAGCCUACUUUUCAAACGUGCAUACGUCCAGCAAGCUGUGUGCUCCCCAAGCAGAACCUCAUUCCUAACUGGCCGCCGACCGGACACUACACAUGUUUAUAACUUGGUUACUAAUUUUAGAACUGUUGGUGGAAAUUUUACAACUUUACCGGAAUACUUUAAGAUGCACGGAUACAGAACGUUUGGUAUUGGCAAAAUAUUUCACGGUGACAUUGCAUCUGGAGGUGACGAUCUACAAUCCUGGACUGAACCUUACUUCCAUGGAGUUUUCAAUUAUGCGAAUGAAAAUGGAAGUUUUCCCAGUUGGAUGGCCAUUCCAGACAGUGAACUUAAAACCAAACCACUGGUGGACAGACAAAUUGCAGACCAUGCAGUAAAAACACUGCGAACAUUGGCUCCAACUGCAAAAACAGGGGAAACUAAAUUCUUUAUGGCUGUUGGAUUCCGUAAACCACAUCUUCCCUUCGUUUUCCCAGAAUCUGUUAUGCGAAACUUUUAUCCAAGAAGAACAAUUCGGUUACCAUCUAACCCAUAUGCACCUGUCAAUAUGCCUAGCAUAGCAUGGUUCCCUAACCCAGAGCUGCGUUAUCACUAUACCGAUAUUAUCGCGUUAAAUGCGAGUGGUGCAACCUGAUCAGGUUACCCUUGACCUAAGACGUGCAUAUUAUAGUUCUGUUACAUGGAUGGACUCUCUCGUCGGUGAGGUUGUCUCGGAAAUCGAUCGCCUCGGUCUGUCUAAUAAUACUGUCAUAUCCUUUAUUGGCGAUCACGGGUGGCAACUAGGUGAACAUGGAUUAUGGUGCAAGCAUACAAAUUUUGAAAUCGCAACGCAUGCGCCGAUGAUGAUACAUAUUCCAGGAAUGAUUGAUCAUGGUAUAGUGACUGACCAGUUGACCGAGUUUGUAGAUUUGUAUCCCACAAUUGUCGAGGCGGCAGGUCUUGGGUCCAUUCCUCUUUGUCUUGAAGACUCUGAACACACUAAACUUUGCCGGGAAGGAACAAGCCUGAUACCUCUGAUAAAGAACCCCAACACAGCAAUCAAGAAGGCGGCAUUCUCUCAAUAUCACCGAGGCCAUAAUAUUAUGGGAUAUACGAUGCGCACUGACAGAUACCGCUACACAGAAUGGGUAGACUUUAAAUACGCGCCGGAGUACAAACCAAACUGGGAUAGGAAAAGUGGAGUUAGAGCUCUACGACCAUAAAGUUGACCCUGAAGAAAACUACAAUGCCGCUAACGAUGCCAAAUACCAACAAAUAAGGGCUGAACUAAGUAAACUUUUACAAAAAGGAUGGCGACACAUUCCUGAUGAAAUCAGUGAAAUUUUAGGAUAAGCAUGCUAUGAAAUUGGUUAAAAACAUAUAAAGUGGUGUUAAAACAAAAAUGAAAACCGAAAUAACGUUUACAAUAUCUUAUUUACUUCAGUUCAGAUUCAGCAUUUGAUGACAAUUUCGCUAGAGGAAGUCUUCCCCAACACGUCAUUAGUACAAGUAUUACG